This is a messenger RNA of Drosophila willistoni, 1931 nucleotides long. RefSeq names its product protein I'm not dead yet. Gene Ontology annotation, cellular component: membrane. Gene Ontology annotation, biological process: citrate transport; monoatomic anion transmembrane transport. Gene Ontology annotation, molecular function: citrate transmembrane transporter activity; succinate transmembrane transporter activity. The transcript has 9 exons. Bases 72 to 1748 code for a protein of 558 amino acids. NCBI's taxonomy places the organism in Eukaryota, Metazoa, Arthropoda, Insecta, Diptera, Drosophilidae. The record is from RefSeq and is a predicted model, not a curated record.
CAUCAAAGCAGUCGAAUAUAUUUUAAUCAUUAUUCUUCAAAUUAUCUAAUAAUUAAGUACACUUACACAAAAUGGCGACAAACGAGUAUAAACCCGGCGAUUUGCCCUAUCCAGAGCAGGAUGAGCGCAAAUUGUUUUGCAAAUUUCAUUAUAAAGGUGUCCUGAUCGUUCUCAUACCGUUAUUAUUUGCGCCCAUCCUACUAGGACCCCAGGUGUUGGUCUAUCGGUUUCUAUAUCUAACAGCAUGCAUUUAUACAUAUCUUAUAUGCAAUGUCAUGCCGCCGGGUGUAAUUGCCUUCAUCUAUAUUGUUUUCCUUCCGCUAUGCGGUAUCGCCGGAUCGAAAGCUGUCAGUAUGGCACAUUAUACAGAUUUGAUUUUCCUUACCUUUGGCAGUGUAUUCAUGGGCAUCAUGAUGGAUGUAUCCAAGCUGAGUGAUCGCCUUGCAUUAUUCACUUUGAAAAUUUGUGGCCCUAAUAUUAUAUGCCUGCAAGCUUAUUUAAUGAUUAUGACUGCAAUAUCAUCUAUAUUUGUCAAUGGCACUGUAAUGACAGCAUUUUGGAUGAAAGUGGCUCAAGCCGUGAUGUUGGUAUAUGAUGAGGCUGGCAUAGUGCGCAAGGAUUCAGACGAAGAGACCUAUGAACAUGGAGCAACGCCGUAUCCUUCGCGACAAGCUGUUGGAAUAUAUUUAACCAUUUGCUAUGCCGCCACUUUUGGUGGCAUGAUGUCACCAUUCCAGGAUCCAAAUGGUGCGGCAGUUGAAUUAUUCAAUUAUUAUAUGGGUAAAGGCACUAGUGACUCUGGAAGUUUUCCUCUUAUAUUUGUAGGACCCUUCAUAUUGGGUCUUUUGGUUCUAUUUUUGUGGAUAAAUAUCAUGUUCUUGGGCUUGGUCACUGGAAGAUUAAAGGCCAACAUUGAGAAUGGUCCGGCAAAUAAAGAGCAACUGGCUAAAAUAAUGAACGCAAAAAGAGAUGCACUUGGUCCUUGGUCAAUGCAUACCAAAUUGGCAUGCAUAUUAGUUGGAAUCACAUUUAUAUCAUUAUUUACGAGGAGGCCACUCAUCUUUCCCGGCUGGGAUGAUCUCAUUAAAAAGACCCAGUCAGGCGCUUCGGUCGCAAUCAUUGGCAUGAGCAUUCUAUUCUUUGCAUUGCCGGCAAACUAUAUGUUCUGCAAAUACUAUAUGUGUCGUCGUCCUGAGAAGGAAGGGACAGUUCCAUCUGUUUUAGGCUGGAAGCCUGUGAAUGCGAAUACUCCUUGGGGUAAUAUUUUCAUGUUGGCCUCGUCAUUUGGCUGUCUUUUUGCUGGCCAACAAUCAAAUGCCUAUGCACUGUUAAGAGACACAUUGGUCCGUAAGAGUUUGGGCAGAUGGGAUGGUUUAAUUUAUGCUUCCUUAAUCGGAACUAUUCUCACUAUUCUAUCGCCGGCUACGGGUGUGUGUAAAGUUGUUUUGCCCUAUAUGAUGGAAGUGGGUUUCAAAGGAUCCAAUGGUCCUGGUAUUGUUGGUGCACCAUUUGUCACAAUUGUACACAAUCAGUUUCUAUUGCCAACUAGUACACCGCCCAAUACAAUUGUUGCCGGUUGGGGUAAUUUGCGUGCAUUUCAAUUUCUUCUCGGUGGUUCAGUUCCUACCAUCGCAAUGCUUCUAUUUAUUCCUCUAUUUACCAAUUUUCUGGGCGAAAGUGCAUUCCCUGGUUAUAUGGACACCAAUUUCAACACCACUUUCACUUUCACAACAUUCAAGCCAGUAUAAAAACAUAAAUUCCAUAAAUUCUGAAGGUCAUAAACAAAGUAAUAUAUAUUUCAAAGCAUAUUCCAUGUGACUUCAUUUCUUAAUUAACAUCUGCGCAAGGAAAGGAUUCUCUUUUAAUUUUUUUCUUUGUAAGAGUUCAUGUUUAUUGUUAUCUAAAUAAAAAUUUAAGUUGUGAUAAAAUUA